This is a messenger RNA of Paramecium tetraurelia, 858 nucleotides long. RefSeq lists its product as uncharacterized. The transcript has 4 exons. The record is from RefSeq and is a predicted model, not a curated record. NCBI's taxonomy places the organism in Eukaryota, Ciliophora, Oligohymenophorea, Peniculida, Parameciidae.
AUGAAUAAUUAGCCUGUUUAUAUGUCUGCUGAGCAAAUCAACGCAUUAUUCUAGAGGGAUUCGACUUUCGAGAUGAGAGAUGAUAGAAUUAAUUCAUUUUAGAACGAUUUCAAAAAAAAUGAAACUUUGAAGUCUGAAAGUGUUGAAUGCGAAGAGAACAGACCAACUAAUUAGAGUGAGAGCAUGAUGAUGAUAACCAGGGAGGAGUAUCAGAGCUUAUAGCAAGAGUACGAUAGACGCAAAGAUAUGGAGGAGAAAUAUAAGGAAGAUAUCAAUAGAUUAAUGAGGGAACUCAAACAAAAGUGCAGCGAAUUGGAGCAUAUGAAAAGAGAACAUGAGAUUUUAUUGGAACAGAAUCAAAGAAGAGAAUCAACACUUUAGAAUCUGAGACUGUAGAUUCAAGAAGCCAACAACAGAGAGUAGAAGGCUGUUAUUGAAUUAGGGGAGUUGUAUGAAUAGAAUAUGUAAAUGAAACAGCAAUUAGAGAUUGUCCAAUAGAAGUAUAACAAUUUAUAGAAGCAACACAAGUUUGAAAUUGACAGAAAGGACAAACAAAUCGAUUAAUUUAAAAUUCAAAUCAUGCAACUCAAUGAGGAUAAUGAAAGACUUAAGGCAGAAAACCCUACAGGAUUUCUCAAUCUCGACUCUCAGAGAGUUUCAUAAGAUAAAACCUAAAAUCAAUGGGCUUAAUUUAAUUCGAGUGCUUACAAAAGCAGUAUUCAAUUUUAAAAGGAGAAACCAGUUACUCAAAUUUAGUUUAAGAGCAAUUACGAUUCCAAAGUUAUAUUCGGAAAGAAGUCUCAAAAUACAUUAAAAUACCAACAGUCGCAAUAAGAUUUGUACCCUAAAGGAUCAUGA